AUGAGCAUCAGCUCAUCAACCACCGAAGAUGGCUCCAUCACAGCCACUGAACAACAUCCCCCAGGACUAGUCGACAAACCUGCUCUCGAAAAGACCAACACUACAACACAAUGGCAUCUUGCCCCCGAACUCCAAGCCAUGCGUGACUCCGACGAAGAAAUUGGCCAAAAGCCCCGAAAACUCGGCGUCACCUGGCAGAACCUCACGGUCAAAGGCAUAGGCAGCGACGCUGCAUUCAACGAAAACGUCCUGUCCCAAUUCUACCCUUUUCACAAGAGCGCUAAAGACGCUCCCAUGAAGACUAUCAUUGAUAACUCGUCCGGCUGUGUCAAGCCUGGUGAGAUGUUGCUUGUCCUCGGACGCCCUGGAAGUGGAUGCACAACCCUCCUAAGCGUCCUAGCAAACAACCGUCUAGGCUACGAAGAAGUCACAGGCGAUGUCCACUACGGCAACAUGUCCGCCGACGAAGCAAAAGCCUACCGCGGCCAAAUCAUAAUGAACACCGAAGACGAGAUCUUCUUCCCCAGUCUCACAGUCGAAGCAACCGUCGACUUCGCCGCACGCAUGAAAGUCCCCUUCCACUUACCCCCCGGCAUAAAAACCCGCGAAGAAUACGCCCAGUUCUACAAAGACUUCCUCCUCCGCUCCGUCAACAUAUCCCACACGAAACAUACAAAAGUCGGCGACGCUUUCAUCCGCGGCGUGUCUGGUGGUGAGCGCAAACGCGUGUCUAUCGUGGAGUGUCUUACCACGCGGGCUAGUGUGUUCUGCUGGGAUAACUCUACGCGUGGUCUUGAUGCGAGUACUGCGCUGGAGUGGGUGCGUGCUAUACGGGCCAUGACGGAUAUUCUUGGUUUGACUACUAUUGUCACGCUGUAUCAGGCCGGUAAUGGGAUCUACGAGCAGUUUGACAAGGUUCUUGUUGUCGAUGAGGGCAAGCAGAUCUUUUAUGGUCCUCAGAAAGAUGCUGUUCCGUUCAUGGAAGAUCUUGGCUUCGUGAGAGAUUCGGGCUCGAACCGGGGAGAUUUCCUCACGGGUGUCACUGUUCCGACCGAGAGGCGCAUUGCGGAGGGGUAUGAGAAUACCUUCCCCCGUGAUGCAGAUGGUGUCCGCGCAGCCUACGACAGAUCAGCCAUCAAAGCCCGUAUGAUCGAAGAAUGUCAGGCAUACCCCAUCAGCACCGAAGCAGCCGAGAACACAGCAGUCUUCAAGGAGAUGGUCGCCCGCGAGAAGCAGCGCUACGUCCCGGCCUCAUCCCCCGUCACCGCAAACCUCGCUCAGCAGAUCAAAGCUGCUGUUACUCGGCAGUACCAGAUCAUGUGGGGUGACAAGUCAACGCUCUUCAUGAAACAGGGCGCGACUCUCAUCCAGGCCUUUCUGGGUGGAUCGCUGUUCUACAAUGCUCCUGAUAACUCUGCUGGUCUGUUUCUCAAGGGCGGUGCAUUGUUCUUCUCGAUUCUGUAUAAUUCACUUUUGGCGUUGUCGGAAGUGACGGAUUCUUUUACCGGACGACCUAUCCUUGCGAAGCAUCGGUCUUUUGCACUCUAUGACCCGGCAGCCUUUUGCAUCGCGCAAGUCGUCGCUGAUCUGCCCAUCUUGGCUUUUCAGGUCACCCAGUUCGGUCUCGUGUUAUACUUCCUCGUCGGUCUCAAGACUACUGCUGCUGCGUUCUUUACAUAUCUCGUGAACAACUACGUUACCGCCUUGGCAAUGACGGCUUUCUUCCGCUUCAUCGGCGCUGCGUUCCCAACCUUUGACGCCGCCACCAAAGUCUCUGGUCUUUCUGUCGUUGCGUUGUUCGUCUACAUGGGAUAUAUGAUCAUCAAGCCCGAGAUGCAUCCCUGGCUAUCGUGGAUCUUCUGGAUCAAUCCCAUGGCUUACGGCUUUGAGGCUCUUCUUGGGAAUGAGUUUCACGACCAAGAGAUUCCUUGCGUUGGGCCUUACCUCGUUCCCAAUGGCCCUGGCUAUGUCGGGGGUCCUGGAGGACAAGCGUGUGCUGGUGUCGGCGGCGCUGAACCUGGGGCUGCGUUCGUCACAGGCGACGCUUACCUCUCCAACAUGUCGUUCAGCCACAGCCAUAUCUGGCGCAACUUUGGCAUCAACUGCGCAUGGUGGAUCUUUUACGUCGGUCUCACCAUCUUCUUCACGUCCCGAUGGAAGCAGGUCGGAGAGGGAAGUCGAAGCCUUCUCAUUCCUCGGGAACAGCAGCACAAGUCCAAGCAUCUUCUCCCCUCCAAGGACAGCGAAUCCCCUUCGGAAAAAUCCCGCGCUGAUAAUGGAGCUGGAGCCUCUGAUGGUGAGGUUGACCCGAACCUCAUGCGCAACAAGAGUAUCUUUACCUGGAAGAACUUGACAUAUACCGUCAAGACUUCGGACGGUGACCGUGUCCUUCUCGAUAACGUCCAAGGCUAUGUUAAGCCCGGUAUGCUCGGUGCAUUGAUGGGUUCUUCAGGUGCCGGUAAAACAACCCUUCUCGACGUCCUCGCCCAGCGCAAAACCGAAGGAACCAUCCACGGAUCAGUGCUUGUUGACGGUCGACCUAUUCCCGUGUCCUUCCAACGAUCAGCUGGUUAUGUCGAGCAACUCGACAUCCACGAGCCGCUUGCAACUGUUCGCGAAGCCCUCGAAUUUUCUGCUCUGCUACGCCAGUCUCGCGAUGUACCCACCGAGGAGAAGCUACGCUACGUUGAUACCAUUGUUGAUCUGCUUGAGCUGAACGAUCUCGAACACACACUCGUUGGUCGUCCUGGAAACGGCUUGUCGAUUGAACAGCGCAAGCGUCUCACCAUCGCUGUUGAGCUGGUCGCAAAGCCUAGUAUUCUCAUCUUCCUUGAUGAACCGACAUCUGGACUCGACGGGCAGGCUGCUUACAACACGGUGCGCUUCCUUCGAAAGCUCUCGGCUGCCGGACAGGCUAUUCUGGUGACGAUCCAUCAACCAUCUGCACAGUUAUUUGCGCAGUUCGACACGCUGUUGCUGCUUACCAAAGGUGGGAAGACUGUGUAUUUCGGUGAUAUUGGUGACAACGCUGCUACUAUCAAGGAGUAUUUCGGCCGUCAUGGCGCUCCUUGUCCACCCGAGGCUAAUCCCGCUGAACACAUGAUCGACGUUGUAUCCGGCGAAGAUGGCCCGUACAAGGACACAGACUGGAACCAGGUUUGGCUACAGUCGCCAGAACAUGACCAACUCAGCAAGGACCUAGACCACAUGACCGAAGUAGCAGCAUCUCAACCCUCCAGCACCAUCGACGACGGCAACGAAUUCGCUGCCUCAAUGUGGACACAAGUCAAGCUCGUGACACACCGAAUGAACAUCUCUCUCUUCCGCAACACAGAAUACGUCGACAACAAAAUCGCCAUGCACAUCCUCCUCCCGCUCCUCAACGGUUUCACAUUCUGGCAGAUCGGCGAUAGCUUGACGGAUUUGCAGCAGAACCUGUUCACCGUGUUCAAUUUCAUCUUCAUCGCGCCGGGUAUCAUCGCGCAGCUGCAGCCGCUGUUUAUCGACCGGCGGGAUAUCUAUGAGGCGAGGGAGAAAAAGAGCAAGAUGUAUCACUGGGCGCCGUUCGUCACGGGUUUGAUUGUGUCAGAGCUGCCGUAUUUGCUGGUCUGUGCCGUGCUGUAUUUUGUUUGCUGGUACUUCACUGCUGGGCUUCCAACUGGUGCUGAGCAUGCCGGGAGUGUCUUCUUUGUCGCGCUCAUGUAUGAAGGCUUGUAUACUGGCAUCGGCCAGGCGAUCGCUGCGUACACCCCCAACGCUGUCUUUGCAUCGCUUGUCAAUCCUCUGGUCAUCACCACUCUCGUCUCUUUCUGCGGUGUCAUGAUUCCUUACAGCCAGAUUGUGGAAUUCUGGCGAUACUGGAUGUACUACAUUGAUCCCUUCAACUACCUCAUGAGCUCGCUCCUCGUGUUCACGACCUGGGACAAGCCCGUCCACUGCAAACCCCACGAACUCGCCGUCUUCAACCCUCCAUCCAACACCACCUGCGGCGACUACCUCUUCGAUUAUCAGAACGGUAUGGGCGUGGCCACUAACCUCCUCAACCCGGAUGCAUUUACCGACUGUCAAGUCUGUCAAUACACCUCGGGCGCGGACUACCUUCGUACAUUGAACCUCAAAGAAGAAUAUUACGGCUGGAGAAACGCUGGUAUUGUUGUUGCGUUUGUUAUUGGUUUCUAUGGGCUUGUGUAUGUCAUGAUGAAGCUCAGGACCAAGGCUACCAAGAAGGCCGAGUCUUAG
Molecule: messenger RNA, 4239 nt
Organism: Fusarium musae
Lineage: Eukaryota; Fungi; Ascomycota; Sordariomycetes; Hypocreales; Nectriaceae
Exons: 3
Coding region: 1-4239 (1412 amino acids)
Biological process (GO): transmembrane transport
Cellular component (GO): membrane
Molecular function (GO): ATP binding; ATP hydrolysis activity; ABC-type transporter activity
Source: RefSeq, a predicted model, not a curated record